Molecule: messenger RNA, 441 nt
Organism: Salvia miltiorrhiza (redroot sage)
Lineage: Eukaryota; Viridiplantae; Streptophyta; Magnoliopsida; Lamiales; Lamiaceae
Exons: 1
Coding region: 1-441 (146 amino acids)
Biological process (GO): proteasome-mediated ubiquitin-dependent protein catabolic process
Cellular component (GO): cytosol; nucleoplasm
Molecular function (GO): proteasome binding; ubiquitin binding; polyubiquitin modification-dependent protein binding
Source: RefSeq, a predicted model, not a curated record
AUGGAGUCCACGAAAAUGGGACUGGUACAAGAAAAGUGGAAAUCUGGUGUGUUGAAAAUGAAGCUGGUGGCAGAGAUACUCACCGGAAGUCUGUUCUACGUCGAGGUGGGAGCGGAUGCCACCGUGGGCGACCUCAAGAAGGAGAUCGGGAAACAGGAAAACCUACCCGGGGAUCGCCUCAUUCUGCUGCUUGAUGCUGAGGAGCGUUACUCGUUGGAUAAAGACGAAGCUUCUCUCAAGGAUUACGGGGUUGAAGAUAGCUCUCACAUCUACAUCUUCUUUCAGGACAACAUUGCUGCUUCCUCUGCUUCUCCUUUGACUCCAAAGGAGUCUACAAGUGUGGAUAAUACAGAUGAGGCUGACGAAGAUGAAGCUCCACGCCAUGAGAAUGCUUCAGUUGAGGCUAAUGAGCCUUCUGCCUCAGUUGAUCAAGAAGAAUGA